Messenger RNA from Ciona intestinalis (vase tunicate), 953 nucleotides. NCBI's taxonomy places the organism in Eukaryota, Metazoa, Chordata, Ascidiacea, Phlebobranchia, Cionidae. The record is from RefSeq and is a predicted model, not a curated record.
UGUGUUGUCUACCUCGAUGAAAAAGGAGCGAAUCAGCACGACUUUGUUUGUGUUCCGCAUGAGUGAACUCAGUCCGCUUUGCUUUUCUUACAUUCAACCAAAUACUCUACCAGCUGGUAGCUUGUCGGUUGAUGAUAGUUGAGUUACGAUGAAAGUUAUAUGUGCUGGAGCGCCGAAAACCGGAACUAAAUCAAUUGCCCAAGCUUUACGUUUGUUAGGAUAUGACACAGUCUAUGACGUAGAAGAAGCAACCGAAUUCGCAUUCGAAGAAUGGGAAAACAUUUUCUUUAAAAAGGUGCAAACGUUUAAUGAUGUUAUGAAAACAUAUUGUAAAGUAGAUGCUGUGGUGGACGUCCCGCAUUCACUCUUUUUUGAUGAAUUUCUAAAGAAAUGGCCUGACGCGAAGGUGAUAUUAAUGUUACGCAACAAUGAGGAAGAUUGGUUUAAAAGUUUCGAAGGGAUGGUAAAUCGUGCGUCAAAAGAACAUGGUCACGUGGUUUGGUUUACACCGCUUUCUGCUGCCCUCAGACGGAUGUUAAAAUGGCAGGAGAAACUCUUUUUGAUUGCGUUUGGUGGAUUUGAACCACAUUCAAUAGUUUGGAAGUCGUGGUAUCGCCGGCACAACGCAUAUGUUCGAGAAACAGUGCCAUCCAAUCAAUUGCUCGAGUAUAAAGUUACUGAGGGUUGGAAGCCUCUGUGUGAAUUUUUGAACAGAGACAUUCCGGAUGAAGAAUUUCCGUUUGAAAACAAAGCGGGAAUCCCACGAAAUAUAGCAACAAAGAUGAUGGAAGACACCUGGAUUGCAAAGCGAGUGAAAUAUGAAAUAAAACGAAGCAUGAUAAUUCUUUCGCUAGUUGUCGCUGUGGGAUUGUAUUGUUUCUUUUAAAAUUAACAAAAAUAUAAAUCGUUAAUAAUUUAAGUCCUCAUUUGUUUAAAAUAUAACGUAAAAAAGA